CAAAUGGCUGCCAAGUGUGACGUCAGUGCAGGCAACACAAAAUGGCGGACACCGAGCUGAACAUCGAUAAAGUGAUUUCGACGCUUUUAGAGGUUAGGGGUUGCAAGCCCGGAAAGACAGUGCAAUUAACAGAAUCAGAAGUCAGAGGAUUGUGUCUGAAAGCUCGUGAAAUAUUUUUAAGUCAACCGAUCCUUCUCGAGUUGGAAGCUCCUUUAAAAAUAUGCGGUGAUAUUCAUGGACAGUACACAGAUCUUCUUAGACUUUUUGAAUAUGGUGGUUUCCCACCAGAAGCAAACUACCUCUUCCUUGGAGAUUAUGUAGAUAGAGGCAAACAGUCAUUAGAAAGUAUCUGCCUUCUCUUGGCUUACAAAAUAAAAUAUCCUGAGAAUUUCUUCUUGUUGAGAGGGAACCAUGAAUGUGCUAGUAUCAAUCGAAUUUAUGGCUUCUAUGAUGAAUGUAAAAGGCGUUACACAAUUAAAUUGUGGAAAACUUUCACAGAUUGUUUCAACUGUUUGCCCAUAGCAGCUAUAGUAGAUGAAAAAAUCUUCUGUUGUCAUGGAGGUUUAUCACCAGACCUGCAGUCAAUGGAACAGAUACGGCGUAUUAUGAGGCCUACAGAUGUGCCAGAUACAGGGUUGCUGUGUGAUCUUUUAUGGUCAGAUCCUGACAAGGAUGUACAGGGAUGGGGUGAAAACGAUCGCGGUGUGUCUUUCACAUUUGGUGCCGAUAUUGUCAGUAAAUUCCUAAACAGGCACGACUUAGACUUGAUAUGUAGAGCCCAUCAGGUUGUAGAGGAUGGUUAUGAAUUCUUUGCCAAAAGACAGCUGGUCACUCUAUUCUCAGCACCCAAUUACUGUGGUGAAUUUGAUAACGCAGGUGGCAUGAUGAGUGUAGAUGAAACACUUAUGUGCUCAUUCCAGAUUCUUAAACCAUCAGAGAAAAAAGCGAAAUAUCAGUAUGGCGGUCUCAAUUCCGGUCGUCCAGUUACUCCACCGCGUGGCCCAAUGAAGAAGAAGUAAACCGUGUAUAUUUAUAAGAUUGGUGUAGUAAUCAAAUUCCAGAGCAGGACAAAAACACAUGAUUAACUGAGCACUCCUCUGUGUGAUAAAAACCUAGUUUGAAAUACCAUCUUACCAUGCAUUUAUAACAUAGCUGUAAUUAAUUUUGAACAGACAAGCACUAUAUGUAUUCAGACAUGGCAUGACUUGUGUGCAGUCUCCAUCUUGGUAAUAUCAAUCAUAACUUGUAAUGUUAUAUUAAUAUUUUUGACUGUCAUUGCCAUAUCAGAAUUACUUUCCGUUGGGAUGGUCCGCCAUUUGAAGACUUUGAAUGUAACGAUUUGACAAAUUUCGCAGUAGUAUUGCAUUUGUAGUGUGAUUGCUGUGUGUAUUUUGCUAUUAACUUGAAAAGCGUUACUUCUGUGUCAUUUGAUAAUAUCUUGUGGUUGUUGUCGUCUCUGGAAUUUUAUUUUUUAAUUUAAGGCGGGGGGGAGGGGGGAUAAUAUUUAUAGAUUUGCUGUGUUAACAUUCAUUAACAUGUAGUAUGGGUUAUGGACCCAAAUCUAUAGGAGAUUUUACUGGAUGUACCAAGUUGUCAGGUUGCUACAUGUACAAAAAUAACUGUUGGCUCUAUGACAUCACUGGUUAGCUCCAUGCAUAGAUGCUGUAUUGGGUGGGAGGGGUUGGAGUCGGGAUAAUACUAGAUCCUUUAUUAAAUCCAAUUACGUGAGUGAAACCUCUUUUCAAAGGAAAAAAUUACAACUUUGCCUGACGCAAUUAUUCUGUGAACUAGUUCAAUUGAUAAAUGGAACAAAACUGCUUGUUAAUAUGCACACUCAUUAAUAUGUUAACAAUUCUUUGAGUUUGUCGAACACUGUGACAUGCAGUAGAAAAUGCAACUAAGUUGUUGUAUUAAGUGUUUUCUUGACUACUCACAUUAUUUAAUCAAGACAUUGAAAGAAUUAUAUCAUUAUACCCAUACUGUAGUAUUACGAAAAAAAUGGUUCUCCUACAUCUUCUUGCUGUGACUUUUUUUGCGGUCUUCUUAUUUUAUAAAAAAUGGUUGUACACUUUGAAGGCAGCUGUGUAUUGGGAGGGGUAAACAUAGUCUUUCAAUUUGAGGGAUACAGAAGAGGUGUGGGUGGGUUGAGAUGUUGUCCCACCAAUAAAUUGUUGAAACCUUUUUUUUCUCAUCAAAACAUAACCUUGUUGAGUAACUCUUGAUGUAUGUUCAUGGUGUAUUUUCUGUUCAAAUUUCCAACAACGUUGCACACUUUCAAUACGCACCUGGUGAUAGUACCAAGUUGCAAUUUUUUCUGCCACUAUGGUGAUGAAGCAACUGCCAUUUUUAAGUUGUACCUUACAUGUCCAGUUUUUCUUCUUAUGACAAUUACAAAAAAACUCUUUUUGAAAAAUCUGGUCAAUACCCACACAAUAUCAACAUAAUGGUACAACUUUUAAAACGGAACAUGUUAGUGGCUGGUACAAGUGCAAUGUCCCCAAUCAAAAACUAGUGAAAGAGUCAACAAAGCACGAGUAAAACAAAUCAAGUUACUGGGUAUAUUUAUUGAAAUUCUACCACUAAUGAAUGUUGUUUGUCUUCAAUAAAGAUGCAAUCUCUGCUUAAGCCGAGAAUAAUUUCACUUGCAAUUAUAGACCGCCGCAUUGACGUCAUCUGUUUAUUUUUUUGUACAACCAGCAUGUGAAUGUCUAUUAACAACUGUCACUGGGUGAUCAGCACCAGCUCAUAAUCUGCUGUAAAUUGAUUAAUGGGGUCACACAUAUGUGUAUUUUAACAAAAGCAUCAAAUAAGUGUGACGGCCUAUACAUGGUUUGUAAUUGAUUUGUAAUGCUUGUUGCACUCUAUCACUUUCUUUUUGUCAUUACUCUCAACACUGCUUAUUAUAUUAUAAUGUAUUUUUUUUUUCAAAGCAUAAUAUUCAAAACUUUCUGAAUGUUUAGUAAAAACCUUUUUUUAUUCAUAGUUGUUACAACAGUGUGUUUCUUGGUUGUGUUCUAGAAAAAUCCUUCCCUUCUAGUUGUCUUGCAUGGCUGAUUAAAGAAAAAUGAAAGAAA
This is a messenger RNA of Saccoglossus kowalevskii, 3074 nucleotides long. RefSeq names its product serine/threonine-protein phosphatase PP1-beta catalytic subunit. NCBI's taxonomy places the organism in Eukaryota, Metazoa, Hemichordata, Enteropneusta, Harrimaniidae. Gene Ontology annotation, molecular function: protein serine/threonine phosphatase activity. Gene Ontology annotation, cellular component: nucleus; cytoplasm. The record is from RefSeq and is a predicted model, not a curated record.